Messenger RNA from Neospora caninum, 804 nucleotides. Its product is annotated as proteasome A-type and B-type domain-containing protein. Bases 1 to 804 code for a protein of 267 amino acids. The transcript has 7 exons. Gene Ontology annotation, cellular component: proteasome core complex. The record is from RefSeq and is a predicted model, not a curated record. NCBI's taxonomy places the organism in Eukaryota, Apicomplexa, Conoidasida, Eucoccidiorida, Sarcocystidae.
AUGGCGUCGCUGCCGUCUCCUCUCGACCUCCAGGCCAUGGCGGCGACUCAGGAGAACACUCUCACGGGUCUCGCCCCGCGAGACACUACUGUCCCCAUCGUCACAACUUCCUCAGUCCUCGGCAUCACCUACAAAGACGGCAUUCUCAUGGUGGCCGAUACGCUCGCCUCCUACGGCCGGAUGACGCGCUUCAAGGACACGUCCCGGUUCUUUACUCUGGGGACGCACACGGCUGUGGCGUCUACCGGCGACUACUCGGACCACCAAAUGCUCGAAAGGACGCUCUCGCGGUAUGCCUUGAAAGACUUUCUGCACGACGACAACUCUGUCAGGACUGCCCACCAGUACGGGGCGCUACUCUCGCGUCUCAUGUACCAGAAACGCAGUCGAAUGAACCCCUGGUGGCUGAGCGUCAUCGUGGGCGGGUAUCAGGGCGAGAGGACAGAGACUCGCGAGGUCUCAGACAAAUGCGCGAAACCUUUCGUUCUCGGAUACGUCGACAUGUACGGCACAUUCUACGAAGAAGACGUCAUCGCCACAGGCCUCGGGCGCUACUUCGCCAUCACCCUCAUGAGGAACCGCCAUCGCCCAGACAUGUCUGAGGACGAGGCAAGGCAGCUGCUUGAGGAGUGCAUGCGGCUUCUCUUCUACCGCGACUGCGGAGCAUCGAACCGCAUCCAGUUCACCAAGAUCACCACCUCGGGCGUCACCGUGGAAGAGCCCUACGUCAUCGACAGCAAAUGGGAUUACGAGCACUACGUGAAGAAGACGAUGGACAUGGGUCUGGCGGGGUGCGCGUGGUGA